AUGCCUUUGUUCACAACUUCCACAAGUGGACAGGAGGACUCCUCCUGUCUCAAGAGGUCACACGACCAAUUCCGGGAAGAGGUUCCACCCCCAAGCUCUUUCGACGACAAGGAAAAUGUUAGGUCAUCACCACCCCCGUCUUCGGGACCCGCAACCCCCAGAGCCAGAAAAGCCAGUCCGGCAUUGAGCGACGCCAGCAGCCCAUUGGACCGUCUAUCGCGAUCCCCAAGUCUAUCGCCCCCACGACUCGCACCUCUCACGAUUUCUACAACCAAUACGCCUUCUGCCCAGAAGCAGACAUCCGGCGCCAAGGCUGCGUCGACAACUACAAAGUCGACAACAGGCGAACCGGCCGUUAAAAGGAAGAAGCUGACUCCUGAGGAGAAGGCAGCCAAGGCCGAGGCUGACGCUGCCAAGAAGAAGGAGAAAGAGGAGGCCAAGGCCAAAAGGGCAGUCGAACAGGCGAAACUGGAGGCAGAGAAGCAACAAAAGGCCGAAGAAAAGGAGAGGAAGAAGCGUGAGAAGGAAGAGGAACUGAAACGCAAGGAGGAGGAGAAGAAGCGAAAGCAGGAAGAGAAGGAAGAGAAGGAGCGCAAGAAACGCGAGAAGGAGGAAGAGGAAGCCAAAAAGAGAGGCCGACAGAUGAAGCUCACAUCGCUCUUCAAAAUCAACCCAGCAACACCAAAAGAGAAGCCAGUCGCCGUCAAGGUCGAAAGCAAAGAUGUCGAAAUGACGGAUGCACCGAGUCUCGCCAAGGAGAAUGAAGCCUACCGGAGGUUAUUCAAGCCCUUUUACGUGAAGGAGUUUGUCACGCUAGCCAAGAACCCCUUCGAGGUAGACGAGGAGACCAGAGAGGCCAAGUCGCGGAUACUGGACGAGUACACCGAGGGAAAGCGGGCGGAGUUCCAGACACCGGAAAAGUUCGACCCCUUGGAGGCUCUACAGCUGCCUUUCAAGACCCAGAGGCGCGGACGCCCUUAUCCGAGUGUGCGCAAGAUCAUGACGGAGAUUUAUGGAGAGUCUUCAAGCAGGGCUAUGGACCUCACCACAGAGAACACUCAGUUCAGAGAUGCGCGGGAGGCAUUGAAAGCGGUACCAGUCAAGUGCAUCAAAUUCAGCCAAGAUGUGCGGCCACCGUAUGUCGGCACAAUCAGUGGUCUUCCUCCGGGCGUCAAGAGUCUCUAUAGACUCGCAAGAAACCCAACUUCACGAACCAUUCUUCCCUUGGACUACGACUAUGAUUCGGAGGCCGAGUGGCAAGACGAGGAAGGCGAAGAUGUGGAGGAUCUGGAUGAUGAAGAGGAAGACUUGGAGAUGGAUGAGGAUAUGGACGAUUUCUUGGAUGACUCCGAAGAUGUCGGCCCUCAGCGUCUCGUCUUUUCCGGUGGUAUGGAGCCAGAGAGUACUGGCAUAUGCUGGGAGAAUGAGAAGCGGUGCACAGUGAAGCCGGAGCUGUAUCAGUGCCGGAUGGAGAUUAUAUUGGAGUCCCUGGACGAAGAAACCAGCAUUGACCCCUUUUCGACUGAUUAUUGGGCUUCGAAGUCGAAGACCAGCUCAUCAGGUAACGAAAAAUCUAGUGUGAUCGCAUCCGCAUCCGUCACUGCUCAGACUACUUCAUCAUCCUCAUCCUCACUCCUCCAUCCAUCCUCUGCCGCUACCACCACCAGUGCGAAGUCUGCCAAGGCCGGUGGCUCUCAAGCACCUACCAAUGCGUUCCAGGCACUUACAAAGGGUACUACAGCAGGUAACUCUCCUCCUAACAAGGUUAUCACUACAGCAGGCGCCUCAACUAUUGUUGCUGCUGCCACUACUGCUGCUCCCUCAGCGACAGCAGCAGGUGGUGUUGCUGGUGGUGGUCGUCGACCUCCCGGUCGACAGAAGAUGUCGGACCAACCCCUCCCUGCCGCUGCGCAAGAACAGCUCAAGGCGCUCAUGCACGAGAUGCCCAUGGUUAGCAAAUUGGGUAUCAUCGAGGUCUUUGCUUCCAAGCACCCGGAUAUGGUCCGGGCGCAGAUCAAGGCUUCGUUUGAGUCCAUGACUGAGAAGCAAGGAAAGAGUGGUUGGAAGUGGAAGGAGUAG
Neurospora hispaniola is the source of this 2079-nucleotide messenger RNA. RefSeq names its product chromatin assembly factor 1 subunit A-domain-containing protein. The record is from RefSeq and is a predicted model, not a curated record. The transcript is spliced from 3 exons. Gene Ontology annotation, biological process: nucleosome assembly. Lineage: Eukaryota; Fungi; Ascomycota; Sordariomycetes; Sordariales; Sordariaceae. Gene Ontology annotation, cellular component: CAF-1 complex; nucleus. Bases 1 to 2079 code for a protein of 692 amino acids.